AUGACUGGAUGCCGCGAACUUUCAGAACCUCUGAGGCAGACUCAAACGUCUCUGAGUCCUGUAGCGUGGGAUGAACUGGUUAUGAAUACCAGUUCACUGGUGGUAGCAGGUGCGGAAACAAGCGCAACCACAGUUGCGGCCACUUUAUACCUUCUGCUAGCAAACUCCGAAGUAUAUGAACACCUCCGAACUGAAGUGCGGAGUGUUUUCAAAACCAGUGACGAGAUCACUCUCUCUGCAGUCAACAACCUCGAGUACAGUCUAGCUUGUCUCGAUGAGGCCAUGCGCAUGCUUCCAGCGGUACCUGGUGGACUACCACGAGUUGUGCCCUCCGGUGGCAGAGUCCUUGGUGGAAAUUUUGUGCCUCAAGGUACUAUUGUGGCUACAUGGCAUUGGGCUCUUUACCACAACAAAAAGUUCUUCAAGAAUCCGUUCGAGUUCCGUCCAGAACGGUUUCUCGGUGCCGAAAGCUUCACAUCUGAUGCUCCCCGCCUAAUCUUCGAAUUCGACAUGGAACUGACUGAUGAGUCUCGCGAUUGGCUUCAUGAGCUACGGCCAUACAAUCUGUGGUACAAGGCACCGUUGUAUGUCCGUAUCAAGUCACACAAGACCGAAGAGUAG
Molecule: messenger RNA, 621 nt
Organism: Parastagonospora nodorum SN15
Lineage: Eukaryota; Fungi; Ascomycota; Dothideomycetes; Pleosporales; Phaeosphaeriaceae
Exons: 4
Coding region: 1-621 (206 amino acids)
Molecular function (GO): monooxygenase activity; oxidoreductase activity, acting on paired donors, with incorporation or reduction of molecular oxygen; heme binding
Source: RefSeq, a predicted model, not a curated record